Molecule: messenger RNA, 2015 nt
Organism: Stylophora pistillata
Lineage: Eukaryota; Metazoa; Cnidaria; Anthozoa; Scleractinia; Pocilloporidae
Product: galanin receptor 2a
Biological process (GO): G protein-coupled receptor signaling pathway
Cellular component (GO): plasma membrane
Molecular function (GO): G protein-coupled receptor activity
Source: RefSeq, a predicted model, not a curated record
CGGUUAAUUUUUCUUUCUCUCUCCUCACUUUAGCGCCAUUGGUAGUGAUAUAGUUCCUUAAUGGUUCGCCAGCAUUUUCCAAGUGAAACACAUCGGAAUAACCUCGAAAGAGUUACAAAAACGAAGAGUUAGAUUUCGACAAGACGUUUUCGUUGCCGUCGCCGUCGUCGUUGCUAAAGCUCCCUAAUCACUGGACCUUGAUUUUCCCUCUUCUCAGGCGAAAAGGCCCGUAUGAUCUUCCUCAAUAAAUAGGAGGUGAAUAUCUCUACGAAGGAAGAGGCGGAAAAGUAUCACUCAGCAUUGUAAAGCAAACCGCAAUAAUUGUAAAUGUCAAACUUUGAGAAUAUCUGAAGAGUUUUCUGAACUGGUACAUCCUGCGUGGUCAAAUGAAAAACUGUACGAGGUAGUGAUAGUUCCUGUGUCAUUACGAAGUCACCUUCUAGAGAAUGACUCAGUAUUGAUUCAUGUUAGACCUGUGGUUCUUCCCUUUGAUAAUCUUGACAAGUAACAUUUCGGAGACUUACAUGAUGUGGUAUUACACAGAGUCAAAAGCUGCCAAGAUCGGCCUGGCCACAAUGUUCUCAAUGCUCACUGCCAUCGACAUCAUCGGCAACGUGAUUGUUUGUGUGCUGAUUGUUAAAUUUAAGGACAUGAGAAUCCCAAUGAAUUAUCUAAUCAUGAACCUGGCAGUAGCAGACAUUUUGGUUGCUCUUUUCAUCGUUCCUCGGUUUGUGCUCUUUGAUACAUACACGCUACCUGAUGGAAUGACUGGUACAGUUAUUUGUCAGCUGCUGAUAGGUGGCAAUUUGUCUUGGAUCGGGGCAGUUGCUUCUGCAUUUACAUUGGCUGUUGUAGCUUUGGAAAGAUAUUAUGCAAUCAUGAACCCGCAAGGCACACAGUUGACCGCUGCAAAGGUGGAGAUCAUUGUCCCAGUAAUUUGGCUGUUUGCAAUCCUGUUCAAUUUACCUCUGCUGUUGACCGACCACUACAGCAUAAAGCAUAAGAUAUGUAUGGAUAAUUGGCCAGAGGAAUGGAUGGCAAAGUCUAGCAGCAUGAUAUGGCUUCUGGUGACCGGUUAUCUUCCCAUUUUCCUGAUGAUCGGACUCUCUGCAAGAGUCGUGUAUCAGCUUUGGUUUCUGGAUGAGGACGAUGGCGACAGCACUCGACAGGGAGUGUUGAGGAUUCGAAGAAGAAUCACCAAAAUGGUCUUCACAGUUAGCGUGGUCUUUGCCGUUUGCAGAACUCCCGCCCAAACAAUGUACGUCAUCAGCUACUUCAGUCACACCCCGUAUCACAGCGAUUUACUGCAUAUCAUAUCCGUUGCCGUGGUAACUGCUAACUCCGCCAUUAACCCACUCAUAUAUGUUAUCGCUAAUCAUCGCUUCAGACAGCAUAUCAAGGAACUGAUAUGCUGCCCUGGUUUGUGCAGAGCGAAGGUGGAUGCCUUUAUACCGGGACAGGAUAACACCCAAGACGCCACUUACACCACGGAGGUAGUGCAGUUGCAACAAACAUUGCAGCAAGAGGCUUCGUGAUGUGAUUUAUCGAGAUAAUGAGCUUGCAAAAUCACUGCCACGAUAAUUGUCGUCUUGUAAUAAAUUUUGCGAGAAUGUUAAAGUGUUGAAAUUUUGAAGGUUUGUAGCUUUAGGAAAUCAUCAGAGAGGUUAAUCGUGAUAAGUACGGAACUGGCAAAAUUUCAUAGAACUUGUCAAUAUUUUCUCACAACCUGUGUUUCUAUCCCCAGUUAUUUUGUCCACUUUCUUCUCGUUUGAUUUAAGAAUUAUAGAAAAAGUGAUUGAAAUAAGAAUUCAUCGUUGCCGUUUUUUUGUGGUGAUACUUUGGAGCACUCACUAUAUAGGUGAAUUCAAAACGAAAGGUACGAGUCAGAAAGAUUAGAGUUACAUUAAGUUUUCGAAGGAGUAACGAGAAAUCCCCCCUUUUUUUUACUCCCUUUUUUCUUGCCAUAAACUGUUUUUGUUAGUGUAUUAAUUAGUACAUCUUAAGAUAACGUUUAU